Humulus lupulus (European hop) is the source of this 5101-nucleotide messenger RNA. RefSeq lists its product as uncharacterized. The record is from RefSeq and is a predicted model, not a curated record. The coding region runs from base 1846 to 3051 and encodes 401 amino acids. NCBI's taxonomy places the organism in Eukaryota, Viridiplantae, Streptophyta, Magnoliopsida, Rosales, Cannabaceae. The transcript is spliced from 3 exons.
UUAAUUGUUUUGUAUAUUUUCAAUAAACAUUAAUAGUUAUAUUGAUUUUUUCCACUAGUUUACACUUUGUGUAUUGGAGUAUAAAUAUAAAAAGUGAGCCAAAUAUAUCAUUGAUAUAUGUUGACGCGGUUCUUCGCCAACAGGUAAUUAAGAGAAGAGAAAGGGACUAGUACUGAAAGUAGAACCGUCACAGAUAUGAAAUCUUAUAGGAUGAACUAGGUGACUCGAGACACUUUUUUUAAGUGGUUCGAAGGUUAAAAUCCUCCUACUCCACUAGUCAAUAUUAUUGAUAUCUUCUGGGUAUUUGGUUUACACAGUAUAUAGUUCUUCAAAGACUAUUUUUCCCAACCCCUAUCAACUCUCAGGGUCUCCAUAUUUAUAGGAGAAGGCACCUGGAAGUUGGUAGGGAGGUCAUCCCGUGACCUUACCAUUUGUCAUAUCAACUCUGUGACAUUCAUGAUUAAUUCCUAAACCUGACACAUAAGUGUGGUCUAAUCAGCAUGGAAGGAGAGAAUGGGCCGCACGGCCCAAUCCAGCUGUGGGUGUCUGAUACGCACGUUCUUGCUGCGUAUCCGAGAAGUCAGGGGGAUAUCGGACACGUGAUGUCAGAUAUAUGCACGUUUAUCUUGCGUGUGUUGACUUUGUAGAGGGUCAGAGCUUCGUGGGCAGCCCGUGCCAUGAGAAGCUCGUAAUACGAGCUUCUCCCCUGAUCUGACCUUAGGCCUUCUGAUAAUGGGCAAUUUGGGCGAGCUAAUAUCCUCGGUCUGUGGCACCUCGGACUAAACUUGACUAAUCUGAGGCACGACCUUCUAAUCAGCCCGUGGGAAAACCAGGGCGUACAUCUGCCCCCCAAGCUCCUGCUCGUGGUACGUGAUGUCAUAUAUAGGAGACCACAGUAGGGGCUUUCAGACUUUCCCCACAACCCUUCACAUUCCAUUCUUUUCGCAGGCGUCUGACACGUGGAACAUCGUGGGUGGCGACGGUACGUUUUACGAGAACCGCAUUUAAUGGCCUAGCCUAUUGCCCAGCCAUCGCUUCAGGUUUCGAGUGGAAGGCCUCGGAUCCCUCACUAGGGUCACCCAAGGGUCUUCUACACGUGAUCCUUUCCUGGUAUAAAAGGGGGUGGCCACCCUACGCACGGGCCACCCUUUCAUUCAAAAAAUUCUCAAAUUUCCUUCUUCUUUCUCUGAUCUUCCGAAGAACGAAACCCUCACCUCUGCUGCCCCCACUCUCCUUGUUCAGGAAGCUUAGGCGCACAAGUUUCUCCAAAGCUUUGGAAGCCACUGCACCGACGAAGCCCUCACCAGCGCAACACUCUCGCUCAUCAUCCAGCAAUACACUGUAAGUUUUCUGACCCUGUCCGUUUUGAAAAUAUGCUACUGUAGCUUAGGUAAGAAAAUUUUUACUGUAGUCGCAUGCAUGGGGUUUCUGGGUUGCGUGGGUAUGGAGGGUGACAGCCCUUUUUAGACUAGGGCACUCUUAUAGUAGGAAAUCGCCUUGGGGCAUGGGUUUCAAAAUGCUCCUUCAGGAACCAUUUCUGGGUAGGAUCUCUAGAAAUUUUGGGUGCAAAACCAGGUAGCUUAGGGAAUACGCCUCAAAAGCGGUUUUGCAACGUUCUGCCUGCUGAAACUUUCCCCCCAAGGCAAGUUUUUACUCUGAACCUCCUGACACACGAAUUCCGAGUAAUCAGGGAUCUGUUAAGGGCAUAGGCGCGUGUUCAUUGUACUGCGUGGUUCCACUCUCCCCCGGGCUGGGCUUACCUCAGCUUGGGUAACGAAUAAUUGCUUCGUCCUCCCGCUUGGGUCGCCUUUUCUAAAGUGUUUCUUUUGUUCGAUAGGCGACCAGAUGGCCCCGAAGAGGAAUCUGCCCCAGAAGAACGUGGGAAGCUCGGCCUCCCAGAAAGAGAAAGGAAAGGCGGUGGUGCCUAGCUCGCCGAUUCCCCACUUUGGGCCGGCCGUGGAAAAAAAGGUCGAGGUUGCCCCCGACGCGUUUUUCGAGGCGGAGAGAAUCGUCUCGAAGGUAACCGACCAGGCAAAGAUCACCAAAAUCUUCCUCAACCACAACAUUCCCCUGGGGAGGGCCUCCGUAAUUGCCCGACCUGCUGCGGAGGGUGAGCGGAGCUGCACGCCGCUCGAUGAGUCGUUCGCGGCCUGGAGCGGUGAACACUUCAAGGCAGGGGCCUUCCUCCCCCUGGAUCAGUACUUCGCUGAUUUCCUGAAUUAUGUGGGGUUGGCCCCAUUUCAGCUCCCUCCCAACUCUUACCGUCUGCUGGCGGGGUUGAGGUAUUUAUUUCAGAGGCAUGAGUGGGAGGUCCCCACUCCUGCCGACAUACUAUACUUCUUUUGCCUCAAAGCCAGCCCGGACCAGCGGGGGCGAGGCGACGGGUUCUAUUACUUAACCCGUUUCCCUAAUACGGCGGCGGUCAUCGAGCUGCCAAGCCACCCGAAUGACUUCAAGGACCAGUUCUUCAUGUCAACUGGGUUCCGCAAUUGCGAUCAUCAUUACUUUAAUCACCCUCCCAUCUACGCGAGGACCGAAAAAUCUGCGACCCUCGGGGGUCAAUACGAAACACUGGCGAGCUUGCCCCCCAGUGAGAAAGACUAUCGCGCGCUCGUGACGGACGAGACGAUGGUAUACUGCAAGCUGAUUUUCCCAAAUCAGACUUUGAACUUGAAGAGGCCCCGGGGGCCGCCCCCAGCUCGCGACAACCGACUGACCGUUGUGGAGGAGAUUGCCGACGAUGAAGGUGAGGAGGAGGGCGACGAGGUUCCUCUCGUGAUGAACAGGAAGAGGACCUUUGAGGUCGCCCAGAGGAUGGGCGAGGAGAGGGUCCAAUCCGGAGCAGUCGCGGGUCCUUCUGGCCAAGGUAACCCUUACUUAUUUAAGAAUGUAGAUAGGGCCACUGCAGACCCCCGUCUGGUUAGGUUCAAUCCUAGGCAGAUCGUCCAUCGUCACGAGAGGAACUCGGACCUGGACACACUCCUCCUCCAUUGUGUUGACCGGCUCAUGCUGGAUCACCAAGAGAGUCGGCCUAGGGGUACCGUAGUGUAAGGACCGUCGGACACCAUCUAUUUCUCCAUUGGAAUGAUAUUGUCCGCUUUGGGCCUAAGCCCUCACGGAUUUGUUUUUGGGCACCUUCCCAAAAGGCCUCAUUCUAAUGGAGAUGGUGUCCAACUUUAUAUACCCAAGAUCCUUCCCAUUUCUAGCCAAUGUGGGACUUUGGUUGUACACCCAACAAUCCUCCCCUCAAACAAAGGACCACCUUGCCUCCCCUCAGACGAUUACAAAUCUAAACCUGAAUCCCUCGAUUCCAACACUCAAGAUCCCCUUGAGUAAGCUAGAUGAAUCCCUUCACCAGCUAGAUUCGAAAUCCUUUCGAAUACCUGAAUCGCUCGAUUCCAACACUCAAGAUCCCCUUGAGUAAGCUAGAUGAAUCCCUUCACCAGCUAGAUUCGAAAUCCCUUCGAAUCAGAUCUGAACCUCUGAUGGCUCUAGCAGCAAGCUUCACCUCCUUUGUUUGGCGGCUAAUUUUGGGAUCCGGCUCUGAUACCACUUGUAAGGACCGUCGGACACCAUCUAUUUCUCCAUUGGAAUGAUAUUGUCCGCUUUGGGCCUAAGCCCUCACGGAUUUGUUUUUGGGCACCUUCCCAAAAGGCCUCAUUCUAAUGGAGAUGGUGUCCAACUUUAUAUACCCAAGAUCCUUCCCAUUUCUAGCCAAUGUGGGACUUUGGUUGUACACACAACACGUAGUAGUAGAUAACACCCUAUCUUUUAGGUCGAUCAUUUUUGAGGAGUAUGGAACCAACUUACGCACGUGGCCGUCGCUCCAGAGGGGCAUCUAUGCUCCGGGGCUUAGGCAGUAUGUAGAGGAGUCCAGCCCCGAGUCAGAACCGAACCUAGAACCUGCGCCAGUUCGUGAGAGAAUCGCCUUAGGUUCUUCCAGCUCAGGGGGUAGGGCUCCCUUAGCAUUCAUUUACUUGUUGCUUUUAAACUUUCGCUUCUAUUUCUGUAUGAUUGGAUACCUGUAAUAACCAUGUUUUUUGUCCUUGGCAGAAGAGAUGUCUCAGCCCGGAGGUAAUCUGCGGGGCGUGGUCUUUGGCGGGAACCCCCCAGCGGGGCCAAGGUUGAAAAGGCUUCGAGAGUCCAAGAGCUCGGCUGGGACCUCCACCAAAUCCCCGGCUAAGGAGAAGGGAAAGACCCAGCCAUCCCAGGUCGAGGGGACGAUCCUCCCUGUUGCCCGAGCAGGGCACAUGCCCCCGCCGCCCCAGCGGUCUCCACCAGCCACCCAGAACGUGGUACUGGAGGUCGGGACUCCAGACGUACGCAUCCCGGUCGAUCCCCAGGAUCUUGGAAGGAUCCCAGAAGCAUUCCGGGGGACGGUGUAUGAGUCGGCGAGCUAUGUCGUCGGCCGCUUCUACAAACUCAAAGAGAAGGAUCUCCGGGCUAUUGAAGCAAUGAGCCUGGUCCGAGUCAUAGAGUCUUCGCUGGACAUGACCCUAACGGGCAUUGCUGCCGCUCAUUGAGGUAUCGCUAGGACCAAGGCUAAGCUCGAGGAGAUGGAGGCUGAGCGCCAGGCCGCCCUCCAGGAAGCUCAUGCGGCGAAAGAUGCGCUGGCGGCUUCGAAGGCCGAGCUAGAGAGGAGCCGCUCCGAGAACCGAGAACUUAAAACCUCCCUUGCCACUUCGCGAGCAGAUCUUGAGGCAGCGAAGACCGAGGCCCAGACUGCCCUGGAGGCCGCCUUGGAAGCUGAGCGGGCCAUCUCGGAGCAGUCCAUGCAGGACCUGUUCUAUCACUGCUGGGCCCAUAACCCGGAUGCGGACUUUUCUUUCAUGCCGUCGGACCUCUGGGCUUUUUUGCUGCCGAAGCUCCAAGCCCGACUAAACAAAGAGGUACCUCCCUCGGAGACUGGAGAGGCCUCCGUCGUGGCGAAGCAGGGCGAGACCGCAACCUCCAAAGGGCCAACUGAUGGGGCUUAGGACACUUCUCUUUGAGCAUUUUGAACUAUUUUAUUUUGUCUUUGUAAUUUUUUCAUGAGGUGUUUCCACCUCGAGACGAUUUGCCUUGCAAUUUCAACUUAUAUAUUUUUUCAUGCCUUUAGCUA